This is a messenger RNA of Uranotaenia lowii, 1501 nucleotides long. RefSeq names its product fatty acyl-CoA reductase wat-like. Lineage: Eukaryota; Metazoa; Arthropoda; Insecta; Diptera; Culicidae. Gene Ontology annotation, cellular component: peroxisome. The transcript is spliced from 4 exons. The record is from RefSeq and is a predicted model, not a curated record. Gene Ontology annotation, biological process: long-chain fatty-acyl-CoA metabolic process. Gene Ontology annotation, molecular function: alcohol-forming very long-chain fatty acyl-CoA reductase (NADP+) activity. Bases 46 to 1443 code for a protein of 465 amino acids.
CGUAGGUUUAGAGUUGAUUUUUGUAUUCGGAAGCUCAUUGCAAACAUGUCAAGUCAGGUUAAAGUUCGUCUACCGGAAUUUUACCGGGACUCUGUGAUUUUAAUCACCGGCGUUACCGGAUUUAUGGGUCAGAUAUUGUUGGAAAAGAUCUUGUAUAGUCUGCGGCCCAAAAAAGUAUAUGUUCUGGUGAGAAGGAAGCGAUCGGAAAGCGUGGAACAAAGAAUGGAGGAAAUUCUACAAGGCAAGCUCUUCCACAGGGUCUCUCAGAGUGACCUUCUUUCCCGGAUAGUUCCCCUGGAGAUCGAUUACAGCCACGAUAAUCUGUCACUGUCCGAAGAUCAACAGCAAAUACUGGCUGCCGAGGUACAAGUUGUAUUCCAUCUGAUGUCGACGGUGAACUUCGUCGAGCCUCUAGAAAAAGCAUUUGAGAUCAACGUCGAAUAUACAAACCGUUUUCUCUCACUUGCGCGAUCAUUUCAACACUUGAAGGUGCUUUUGUACGUUUCGACCUUCUACUCGAACGGCGAUAAACCACUAGUGCAGGAAAAAAUCUACGACGACAUUUCAUUCGGGGGGUACGACAAUGUUAAAAGCAUCUUAGCUCAGUUGAACGCCUACGAGAAGACAGAAUUCACGCGAUUAGUGAUCGGAAAACUACCCAACACUUAUACCUUCAGCAAGAAAUGUACAGAGUCGAUGAUAAACCAAAAGUUCAGGGAUCUUCCUAUCGGAAUUUUUCGACCCCCAGUCGUUACUUCCAGCUAUCUUGAACCGUUACCAGGCUGGACUAAUAAUCUGAACGGACCCUGUGGAGUUAUGGCUGCCAUCCAUAAAGGAAUUCUAAGGGCCUUCCCAACCGAUGGAACCAAAAAGUGCCAAUUCGCUCCGGUUGACUUCUGUGUCAAUGGUUUGCUGAGUUGUGCGGUAGACCUUAGCCGCUCUCGAAAGAAUGAGCUCACAAUUUACAACUACGCGGAGAAUAUCGAUGAUUUUACAUGGGGCAGAGCGAAGGAUAUUUUGGUCAGCGGUAUUCCCUUUUUCAGGAGAAUACUCUUUGGUAAUCUACUGAUAGUGUUCACCAUGAGUCCGUUUCUCUGUCGCAUGGGAUACGCCGUUAUGCGGCUACAGGCAAGAAUCGGGGACUUCUUCCUAAGACCCAAGGACGAACGCCGCAGUCUCAGGGUGGUUACCGAACGUGUGAUCGCCUACGCUGAGCAGCUCAAGUUCUUCUGCUUCAACGAGUGGCGAUUGGAAAAUGGAAACAUGCGUCGGGUAGUGGAUAACCUUCACCCGGAAGAUAAAUUACAGUUUCCAUGUGAUAUUCGAGAGGUCGACUGGGACCAUUUGAAGACCGUUGCACCAGGAGUGGUACGGUACGUGUUGAAUCGCCCGACUGAAAGUGAAUCUCUUCAAUCGGUUCGUAGUAUAAUAGAUAAAAAUUAAAUCGAGUGUUACUGAAUAAAUGGUAAUUUCGUCUUUCAUUCACUAGAAAUAUUAGAAA